Penicillium argentinense is the source of this 5703-nucleotide messenger RNA. RefSeq names its product DNA-binding ATPase. NCBI's taxonomy places the organism in Eukaryota, Fungi, Ascomycota, Eurotiomycetes, Eurotiales, Aspergillaceae. The record is from RefSeq and is a predicted model, not a curated record. Gene Ontology annotation, molecular function: ATP-dependent chromatin remodeler activity; TBP-class protein binding; DNA binding. The transcript is spliced from 4 exons. Bases 1 to 5703 code for a protein of 1900 amino acids.
AUGACUUCCCGACUCGACCGCCUGGUCACACUCCUCGAAACAGGCAGUACACAACUUAUCCGAAAUACUGCUGCACAACAACUUGCGGAUGUCCAAAAACAACAUCCGGAUGAGCUCUUCAACCUUCUCGGGCGCAUCUUGCCCUAUCUUCGCUCCAAGUCCUGGGACACAAGGACUGCGGCUGCCCGUGCAAUUGGCUUGAUCGUCAGCAACGCUGAUAUUUACGACCCCAAUGAAGAUGAUGGACUCCAGAUCAAGUCGGCCGCCGACGACGACGACGUGGAGAUCAAAUCCGAAAUUAAAUCGGAAGAUGCGCCUCCAUCUGUAGAUGAAUUCCUUCAUCUAGAUACCCUUGACAUUGCUGCCAUACUAAAGCAUGGUAAGCGUUUGCUUGGCAGUGCUGGCAAAGAAUAUGAAUACUCAUUGGCCUCGAUGGAGCCCGCGGCACGCCUACAGCACCAGAAAAAGACAUUGACUGCGCGCCUCGGCCUGGAAGGCGAGUACAAUGAAGAAGAUAUCCUUGACAGCGUGGAUCUGGCCCCGAAGCCUGCAACCCCUGCCCCGAAAAGAGAAUCUUCCGACCCGUCCAUCGCCCGAGAGAACAGCCUACAGGAGUCUCGGCGUGCGUCGUCUCCGACCGAGACUGCAGCAAAAGAAGAAUCAGGUUUGAGCAAGCGUCAAUUGAACCAGCUUAAACGCAAAAAUAAGCAAAGUGCUAAAAUGGGUGCAAACAAGGUCCGCGUUGUCGAUUUAGCCUCUCGGCGACCUUCGGACAAUGUCACGACCCCCACGGCGACUCCUCACCCCGUCAAGGCUGAGAAUGAGGAUUCCAAGAAUGGCGACUCCAAGCCUGAUUACUUCUCGCUCGACACUUCAGAGGCAACCGAUGACUCGAAGAUCGUGUCUGAGUUUAAGGGUCCCAUCGCCCCUGAAAAGCCAAUCAUCCAACCCGAAAUGGUGGAUCAGGGUGCCGGAUGGCCUCUUGAAUGCAUGUGCGAGUUCCUGACGGUCGACAUCUUUGAUUCCAACUGGGAAGUUCGCCAUGGUGCUGCGAUGGCUCUUCGUGAGGUCGUUAGGGUACAGGGCGCCGCCGCCGGUCGUCUCGAGGGCAAAACCCGCGAAGAAAACGACACUCUGAACCGCCAGUGGCUAGAUGACCUCGCAUGCCGACUCCUUUGUGUUCUCAUGCUGGAUCGAUUCGGUGAUUACAUUUCCGACAAUGUCGUUGCUCCAAUCAGAGAAACAGUUGGUCAAACACUCGGUGCGCUAUUGUCGCACCUGUCGCCACAGUCUGUCCGCCGGGUUUACCGAUGCCUCUAUCGAAUUAUUGUACAGACUGAUCUGGGUUUAGAGCGGCCCAUCUGGGAAGUCUGUCACGGCGGCAUGAUCGGUCUUCGUUACCUUGUUGCAGUCCGUAAGGAUCUCCUUAUCAAGGACUCGGAGAUGAUGGAUGGUGUUCUCGAGGCCGUCAUGAAGGGUCUGGCUGAUUUCGACGAUGAUGUACGAGCUGUCAGUGCUGCAACUCUUGUUCCUAUCGCCGAAGAGUUCGUGUCAUCUCGGGCUGGCACGCUUGGCCCACUCAUGAACAUCGUUUGGGACUGCCUCUCAAAUCUGCAAGACGACCUCAGCGCAAGUACCGGUUCCGUCAUGGACCUUUUGGCCAAGCUCUGCACAUUUUCCCAAGUUCUGGACGCAAUGAAGGCGAACGCUGCCGAUGACCCCGAAGCUUCAUUCGCCAAUCUGGUACCUCGCCUCUACCCCUUUUUGCGGCAUACCAUCACCAGCGUCCGCUCUGCAGUUCUUCGUGCGCUCAUGACCUUCCUCAAGCUAGAGGGAGAAGGAAGCACGGACUGGGUCGAUGGUAAGGCGCUGCGCCUGAUCUUCCAGAACCUGCUUGUAGAGCGUAAUGAGAACGUUCUCAAGCUAUCACUUCAAGUGUGGUCAGAGCUACUGAAAGCCGUCGAGCUGCGUGGAUUGUUCUCUUCUGACGCCGCUCUUCUGGAGUCGGUACAGCCUCUGAUCACCUUAACCCUGGGACCCUUCGGCGUGCCUCGUUACCCCAUUCCUAUGAACACCUGCCUAUUCAUCAAGCCAUCUGGUCUUCCGUACUCCGCUGCUGCCCCGCCGCCUUCAAAGGCAUCACCCCCCGCUCCUGGUCCGGAGGGCGGCAAACCAGGCCGCAAACGCAAACCAGAGAAGAAAGAGCCGGCGCCAACCUCGUCAACUCACAAUGUGGACGGACACAUGCUUUCAGGCGAUGUUGAUCUUGUUGGAGCUGAUACACUGCUUCGAUCUAAGAUAUUUGCUGCCAAAGCACUGGGCGAGUUGAUCUCCUUCUGGGACAAGAACGCACUUUCGAGCCUCUGGCCGGCUAUUAUCGAUGGCCUCAACCUUCCGGCCUCUACCUCUCAGCUGUCUACGGCUAUGGUGUUGGAAGAAUAUGCUCGUCUUUGUGGCCCCAACAGCAAGCACACCGAACUUCUUUGCGAACGACUCCGCCCCAUCGUCGAGGGUGAGCGUCCAUCCUGGUACGCCGACAUUGCCUGCUACCUUCAUGUCGCCCGAGCGCAGUGCCAUUCGCUGCUCAAUACAUUCCGCGAUCAUGCUCACGUCCCACCAUCACGACUCCCGGUCCUUGCUGUCGUUGUCCAGGGCGAUUCCGAAGCCGGCCCUAGUGCGUUCUCACUGGCCGAUGCCGAGAAGAUUGUUGGCCCCGACUUUGACCGGCUGAAGAAGAGCUUGACACCUGCUCAGCGCAUCGCAGCCACCCAGGUUCUCACCGAUACUCGCACUACAGCUCAGUCUGCGGUUGACGAAGCACGCUCCAUUCGGGAACAGCGCGACAUGCGUGUCUUGGCCGCUGCUGCGGGUGCUUUGGUUGCCUUGCGUGAUAUUCCCAAGCGUCCUGGCCAUAUCAUCAAGGGUAUGAUGGACAGCAUCAAGAAGGAAGAAAAUCUGGAGCUUCAGCAGCGCUCGGCAACUGCAGUUACGGGCCUCAUCGAGCAUUACACUGCAGCUACGAAGCGUGGACCCGUUGAUAAGAUCAUCGGUAACUUGGUCAAAUACUGCUGUGUGGACACUUCCGAAACUCCCGAGUUUCCACACAAUGCCCAGCUGGAGAAGUCAAUCCUGUCUCUGCGCAAAGAAGAAGAUCGACGUGACCAUCCAGACGCUGCAAAGUUCGAACGCGAAGCCAAGGAAGCCCGCAUUAUGCGCCGAGGUGCGAAGGAUGCUCUGGAGCAGCUGACCGUCAAAUUUGGUGCCGAGCUCCUAGAAAAGGUACCUAACUUGGCUGCACUGGUUGAACGCCCACUCAAGACUGCGCUAGAAGGUGACCUUCCGGAAGACAUAACCAACCCGGAGAACGAUCUCGGCCAAGAGGUUGUGGACGGUCUUUCCACUCUUCGAGCACUUCUCCCCAAGUUUGACCCCGGUCUUUAUUCAUGGGUUGCAGGUCUUAUGCCCAUAAUUGCCAAGGGUCUGCAGUGUCGUCUGUCGGUGAUUCGGUAUGCUGCAGCCAAGUGUUUCGCUACAAUCUGCAGCGUCAUCACUGUACAAGGAAUGACAAUGUUGGUUGAGAAGGUUCUGCCGACCAUCAACAAUGCCCUGGACGUUCACCACCGACAAGGUGCCAUCGAGUGCAUUUACCAUUUGAUCCAUGUUAUGGAAGAUGGUAUUCUGCCGUAUGUGAUCUUCCUUGUCGUUCCCGUCCUUGGACGAAUGAGUGACUCCGACAAUGACGUUCGACUGCUCGCAACCACCUCAUUUGCGACUCUCGUCAAAUUGGUACCCUUGGAAGCAGGAAUUCCUGACCCGCCUGGAUUUUCCGAGGAAUUGCUCAAGGGCCGUGACCGGGAGAGAAAGUUCAUGUCUCAAAUGCUGGAUGUCCGCAAGGUGGAACCGUUCGAAAUUCCGGUUGCCAUCAAGGCCGAGCUCCGUCCCUACCAACAAGAUGGCGUUAACUGGCUGGCUUUCCUCAACCGAUACAACCUCCAUGGUAUUCUUUGCGAUGACAUGGGUCUCGGAAAGACUCUUCAAACUAUUUGCAUCGUUGCCAGUGAUCACCACAUGCGUGCCGAAGAGUAUGCGAAGAGCCAGUCACUGGACUCCCGAAAGCUACCUUCCCUCAUUAUUUGCCCGCCCUCGCUUUCUGGCCAUUGGCAGCAAGAGGUCAAGCAGUAUUCUCCAUUCCUCAAGUGCAUCGCCUAUGUCGGACCUCCUAGCGAGCGUACAAAAUUGCAGGCCGAGCUUGCUACCUCAGACAUUGUUGUUACAUCCUACGACGUCUGCCGCAACGACAACGACAUCCUUAAUCCGAUAAGCUGGAACUACUGUGUUCUAGACGAGGGUCAUCUGAUCAAGAACCCCAAGGCAAAGAUCACACUCUCAGUGAAGCGUCUGAUGAGCAACCACCGUCUCAUUCUUUCCGGCACGCCGAUCCAGAACAAUGUUCUUGAGCUGUGGUCUCUGUUUGACUUCUUGAUGCCGGGCUUCCUGGGAACCGAAAAGGUUUUCCUCGACCGGUUCGCGAAGCCCAUUGCCGCGAGUCGCUUCAGCAAAUCCUCCUCAAAGGAACAGGAGGCUGGUGCUCUGGCAAUCGAAGCCUUGCACAAACAAGUUCUACCGUUCCUGCUGCGUCGUCUUAAGGAAGAGGUCUUGAACGACCUACCUCCCAAGAUCAUCCAGAACUAUUACUGUGACCCCAGUGACCUUCAAAAGAAGCUCUUCGAAGACUUUAGCAAGAAAGAACAGAAAGAACUGCAAGAAAAGGUGGGCAGCACGGAACGCAACGACAAGGAGCACAUCUUCCAAGCUCUUCAAUACAUGCGUCGUCUGUGCAACUCUCCUGCCCUGGUCGUCAAGGACGGCCACAAACAGUACAACGAAGUCCAGAGUUACUUGUCUGCCAAGCGUUCCACGAUCAGAGAUGUGUCUCACGCACCUAAACUCAGUGCCCUUCGCGAUCUGCUUGUCGACUGUGGUAUUGGUCUUGACCCCUCCGCUGAGGGCGAGCUCGAUACUGGCGCCAGCUAUGUCAGCCCUCACCGUGCUCUGGUCUUCUGUCAAAUGAAGGAAAUGCUGGACAUUGUCCAGAACGACGUCCUCAAGAAACUACUGCCUUCAGUCCAAUACCUUCGGCUGGAUGGUGGUGUCGAGGCCACCAAGCGUCAAGACAUUGUUAACCGUUUCAACACCGACCCCAGUUAUGAUGUGUUGCUUCUGACCACCAGUGUCGGUGGAUUGGGUCUCAACCUUACUGGUGCCGACACGGUCAUUUUCGUCGAACACGACUGGAACCCGCAAAAGGAUAUCCAGGCUAUGGACCGUGCUCAUCGUAUCGGUCAGAAGAAGGUCGUCAACGUGUACCGCCUGAUCACCAGAGGUACACUGGAGGAAAAGAUCUUGAACCUCCAACGAUUCAAGAUCGACGUCGCCUCUACCGUGGUCAAUCAACAAAAUGCCGGCUUAGGCACAAUGGACACAGAUCAGCUCUUAGACCUCUUCAAUCUCGGCGAGACAGCCGAAACCGCCGAAAAACCAGGCGAUCAGACAGGCAACGAAGUCGACAUGGUCGAUAUCGACGGUGAAGUCAGGGAGAAGGGCAAGAAGGGCUGGCUGGAUGAUCUGGGCGAACUCUGGGAUGACAAGCAAUACCAGGAAGAGUACGACCUGGAUUCAUUCCUGGCAUCCAUGAAAGGAUGA